GCCAAAUGUUUGGUAUAAAAACACACGAAACUUUGGUUUCAGUUUCCUCAUCAAAUCAAUACACCUUCUACCUUUCAACUACCCACACGUGACUCUCUCUCUCUCUCUCUCUCUACACAUGAGUCUUCGUUCAAGACUUCUCGGCGACGUCAACUCGUCGACGAAAGAACCGGACAACUCAUCGAACCCGAGCUCGCUCGACCAAGACUUCGUUGUCAUCCUCGCCGCCCUCUUGUGCGCCCUAAUCUGCGUCCUCGGCCUCGUCGCCGUCGCUCGCUGCUCCUGGUUCCGCCGCAUCUCCGACAGAGCAGCCGGCCGCUCACCUACUCCGCCGCCGCCGGCGAACAAAGGCCUCAAGAAGAAAGUCCUCAAUUCCCUCCCGAAGCUCACUUACAACGCCGUCGAACACGCCGGUAAAUUCUCUGACUGCGCCAUUUGCUUGGCGGAGUUCGUCGCCGGAGACGAAAUCCGAGCGUUGCCGCAGUGCGGCCAUGGAUUCCACGUGGCUUGCAUCGACACGUGGCUGGGAUCUCAUUCUUCGUGCCCGUCGUGUCGUCAGAUGUGCGUGGCCGCCUCCAGGUGCCAGAAGUGCGGUGGAUUCCCGGCGGCCGGAGCUAGAUUGGAUCAUCAACGGAGGAUAGACGAUGUGAAUACUUUCUUACCUUAGGUUAAUUAAUAAUUACAGUGGUUAUUAGUAAGUACUCCCUCCGUCCCAGUUUGUUUGUCCUCUUUUUGACUUUUUGAGAGCGUUUGACUUCUCAAAAAAUUGUCUAUAAUUUUCAAUUCGUAAUGUUUUUAAUAUGCAAUAUGGAUCUUGUUUGAUA
This is a messenger RNA of Rhododendron vialii, 824 nucleotides long. Its product is annotated as RING-H2 finger protein ATL80-like. The record is from RefSeq and is a predicted model, not a curated record. The transcript has a single exon. The coding region runs from base 119 to 667 and encodes 182 amino acids. NCBI's taxonomy places the organism in Eukaryota, Viridiplantae, Streptophyta, Magnoliopsida, Ericales, Ericaceae.